CAUGUCGCUAAAAGGAAGAGGACGGAUCUCACCCUUUCCACCAAGUAUGAAAUCGUCAAACUUCUUGAUCAAAAAGUAUCUCAGUGGGAAAUAGGACGCCAAUAUGGAAUUGUACAAUCCAGCAUUUCAACAAUCCCCAAGAACCGCGCAAAGAUCAAGGAAAAUUAUGAAUCUUGCCAGGGAGAACAUCGGGUUCAAGAAAUUGCACGGAGAGAAAAAAGAUGCGAUACAGAUGCUGCCGACCGCUGGAUCACGGAGGUUCUUCCGGAGAUAAUUCGAGAUUAUAAAGCCAAAGAUAUCUACAAUGCCGACGAGACCGGGAUCUACUACCGCGCCAUUCCAGACAGCACCCAUACAUUCAAGAACGAGAUUGCAAGUGGUUCAAAGAAAUGCAAAGAUCAUGUGACAGCUCUAGUGUGUGCUAACAUGAGUGGGGAUGACAAAAGAAAACUUCUUAUCAUAGGGGAAAGUAAAGAUCCAAGAUGCUUCAGAGGAAAAAGUCUUCCUGUAGUGUAUAAAGCCAACAAGAAUUCUUGGAUGACCGGUGAAAUAUUCAGUGAGUGGAUUCGUGAGUUCUACCGUGACAUGUGCCGCAAGAAACGAAAAGUUAUUCUACUGGUCGACAACUGCAGUGCCCACCCUAAAGAAUCAGCGGAACUUCUCAGCAACGUGUGUCUGGAAUUCCUACCACCAAAUACAACAUCCAUGAUACAGCUGUGUGAUCAGGGGAUCAUCAGGAAUAUGAAGUGUAAAUACCGAAGUGAAGUUGUGAAGAAGAUCAUCAGCGAUAUCAACGACCAGAGUCUUUCCGCCAACGACCUUGCAAAACGCCUGACCCUGUUUGAUGCCGUCCAUCUGCUCAACAAAGCUUGGAAAUCAGUCACCAACAGCACUAUCGUGAAUUGUUUCAAGAAAACCGGAUUCUGCCAGGAAAAGAGUGAGGAUAGCGAAGAAGCCGACGUUCCAGCUGGGAUGACAAGAGAGGAGUUUGAGGAAUUCAUCAACCACGACAACACCCUUCAGUGCCACCAUGUGCCUACAGACGAAGAUUCAUGGAAAACAGGGAGCAAAAGAAGAAGAAUGUGA
Molecule: messenger RNA, 1086 nt
Organism: Saccostrea echinata
Lineage: Eukaryota; Metazoa; Mollusca; Bivalvia; Ostreida; Ostreidae
Product: tigger transposable element-derived protein 4-like
Exons: 2
Cellular component (GO): nucleus
Molecular function (GO): DNA binding
Source: RefSeq, a predicted model, not a curated record